Anopheles nili is the source of this 2811-nucleotide messenger RNA. RefSeq names its product CTTNBP2 N-terminal-like protein (gene Naus). The record is from RefSeq and is a predicted model, not a curated record. The transcript is spliced from 7 exons. Bases 439 to 2811 code for a protein of 790 amino acids. Lineage: Eukaryota; Metazoa; Arthropoda; Insecta; Diptera; Culicidae.
GGUAGCAGCUGGACAAGGAUUUUGCUGCUCCGUUCGGGAAGUGCUUUCUUUGUUAAUCGAUAGUUAUCUCACCGCAAAUAGAAAUAGAUUUGUGGGCAAGCGGUCAAACCGUCACCGUGCAACCACACCGCUAUCAGUUUCCCAAAAAGCUAGUUAGCUUGCGAUCGAUUAGUUGGUGUAUUGUGUUUCGGUGAAGAAAAAAAAACAAAAGAAAAAAAUAUACCACCCUAACGAGAGGCGACGUUACGUGUGCGGUGGUUUCCUGUGCGCUGUUGUCCUUACAUUGAACUUUUUCGGGGCCCCGGCCGGUUGGGUGGCAUUUCCUGGUUUUUCUCAGGUGAAACGGUUAACCGGGCGGUGGCUGUGACUAACACAGUCUCCAUCCGUACAGCAAACGGCGGCACACUGGGAACCCGAGUACGACUUUGUCGGCAAACGAUGGCGGAAGUUGGAACCAGCUCCAGCGGCGAUGGAGAAUCUGCCGCACCGGACAAACCCAAAGGCUCGGUGAAGUUCACGGAGGCCGAUCUGGCCGCAAUCAAGCAGACCAGCGAUACGUUAAAGCGCAACCCGAAAAUGGAUUUCAGCAAAGCAGAUUUACUUAAACUGCUUAGCUACCUGGAAGGAGAGCUGCAGGCUCGCGAUGUCGUUAUAGCGGUGUUGAAAACGGAAAAAAUUAAACAACUACUCACCACACCACGGUACAGCAAAUCCACGAACCUUAACGAUCCGCAUGCUGCGUUGUUCCGCGAUCAGCUGGCCGCUAGUGGCAACAUCGCUAGCCGCCAAUCGUCGAUUCAGGCGGCCCACUCCGAACAUGAAAUGCGCCUAAUGAACGACCAACGUAGCGGAGUGCGCGAGCAGAUGGAUUCACUGGCCACGCUCGUCAUGCAGCAGCGACAAGCGCAGGCAAAAAUGAUAGAAGCCCUUAAGGAUGCGGAAGAGCGCCACAAGCUGGUCGUGCAGGAACUUUACGAUGAACGGCGGAAGCACGAACAUACCACCGCUCAAGGGGACGAUAUUACGUACGGGUUAGAGAUCGAACGAUCCCGACUGAAACAGGAACUGGACCACGAGAAGGAGCAACACAAGGUGCUCGAAAUCGAACUGAAGAAGAUACAGGAGCAAUUCGAAGCGGAGAAGAACCGUCAAAAGCAGAUCGUAUUGCUGCUACUCGCGGAGCGAAAGAAAAUCAUCAUCAAAUACAUCGAGGAGCGGAAGCGAAGUGAAGAUCUCGCUCAGAUACUGUCGGAGGAGAAGCAGCGUGUUGACACGAUUGCGGAGGGCUUGGAGGAAGAGAGCAAAAAAUCACUCCGGAUGGAAGCGGACCUGGAAAAGCAGGCGCAACAGUUUGAAUUAGAACGUAAAAUGCUCCAUCAAAGUUUGGCGAAGGAAGAGAAACGGGUAAAGGAACAGGAAUUAGAAAUACAGCAGCUAAAGGCGGAAAUUGAAUUACUUCGUAAGCAGACCGGUAUACGUCAUCCGCUGGUUGCGCCACAGCUUCCCACCAAACCGGGUGGUCUUGUACCGUCUCGUCCAUCAAUCAGUGGCAUACCGGGGAGUGGUGUUUCCUCCAGCAGUGUUGUUGCGGGUGGGAGUUCAUCAAGUGGAAUAACUGCAACAGCGGGUCCUAUAGGUAUACCGGGACAGAUGAUUAGUAGCAUGGCGACGAAAGUGGUCCAACCGACCGCUACCGUAUCGAGCGUUCCAGUUUCGGCACCAACAACCGGUAUAGCACGGUCCGUGUCACCGGGACAGCUGAUCAGACAGACGGCUAUUUCACAGCUUUCGGUCACCUCUCCUUCGAUCUUAGGCACUGGGGCGUCAGGUCCAUCUCCUGUGCCUGCAAAUGCGGAUACCUACGCAAAUACGCCGACGGGAAAGAUGGCGAGCGCUGGCGUUCGUAAGGCGGCUGGCAUUGCCGCGGCCACGGUAAUCGGCGGCGGGGGAGCACCAUCCGGCGGUAGUGUACACCCAUCGGGAGGAGCAUCGGUGACGAGCCCGAUGUCCGCAUCGACGGCAAUAAUCAAGAAGACAAUAAUUCUACCGAUAGGAGGCCGCGGAGUGCCACCACCGAUCCCGCCGAACAAACCGCAGAUCCCACCGAAACUGUCGGGUGUUUCGGCAGUGGCCGCUGUGGCUGCCGGUGCCGUCUCCUCGCGUAUUCCCUUUCUCAACAACGCUGGGAACAGUAGUAGCAGCAGCAGCAGCAGCAGCAGCGGUGGCAGCAGCACGGGAUCUCUCAACGGCAAUGGUGGCAGCAACACAACGACCCCUGUUAGUCCCGUCAACAGUAGUAACUGCAAUAGCGCACUCAGUAGCACGGCCAUCUCCAGCAACAGCUCGUCUGCCAUCAGUAGUAGUAACAGCCUAGUGAACAGCAGCAGCAUUAAUAGCAAUAGCGUGCUACAGUCAUGCCCUCCCAACACCAACAGCACCAACACCACAACCACAAUGAACAUAAACCCAACCACCCUCAGCAGCACGAACAAUGCCGCCAAUGCGACAAACGCCUUACCGCAGCAUCAUCAUCCUCAUCCAGUUCCGCAGAUGUUCACGCAUCAUCCACAUCAUGUAUCUCAUCUUGUUCAUGUUGCUAAUGCAGGCGGGUCCCCAACAGCAGCAGCAGCAGCAACAGCAACAGCAACAGCAGCAGCAGCGUCAGCCGCAGCAACAGCUGCAACCAGCCCUGUCCAACAGCAAAGUGUUGCGUCGGCAGCCUCAUCUGCCUCAUCCGUUCCAUCAUCAGCCUCCGCCGGUGGGUCAUCCGAAGUACUGACCAACAUCGGUUGCGAGGGUGGGAUAGUGUAA